Corylus avellana is the source of this 1809-nucleotide messenger RNA. Lineage: Eukaryota; Viridiplantae; Streptophyta; Magnoliopsida; Fagales; Betulaceae. The record is from RefSeq and is a predicted model, not a curated record.
AUGCCGGAGAAUGCAGAUCGGGAACGGGGACAUGUUUCCGAUGUGGUCGAACGGAUCAUUUUGUCAGAGACUGCACUAUGGCUGGCUCUGGAGGAUCCAAACCACAAGGAGGCUGCAAUCCACAAACGCCUACACAAGCUAGGGUGGAGAAAGAGAGAGGAAUGCCGGGCCUUGUAUCUGGCUGCACUAAAUUGUAAGUGGGAAAUUGCUAAGAAAAUCCUUAGUGAAGAUCGAGAGAUGCUUUAUGCCAAGUUGACAAAAUCAGCAGAUACAGUUAUUCACAUAGCAGUUACUGCAAAAUGCAUAAAUUUUGUGAAAGAAUUGCUAGAUUUUAUGACAGUGGAAGAGGCAGCUAUACUAAACGACAAUCAUGACACAGCUCUUUGUAUUGCUGUUGUGUCUGGAAUGAUGGAAAUUGCAGAGUUAUUUGUAGCAAAGAAUAAGGAGCUGACAAUGAUACGUGGCACUAGGGGACUUGUACCACUUGGCAUGGCAGCUGAAGCUGGACAGGAGAAAAUGGCUCAAUAUCUUUACCCCAAAACUGAUUUUGCCCUUCUAAAUCGCAAUGAACGGAUUAGGCUCUUCUUUAUUUCCCUUUCCAACAAUCUCUAUGAUUUAGCAUCGAAAAUAUUGGAACGAGAUCCAACAAUGGCUUGUGAACGGGAUGAGAAUGAGAAAACAGCCUUGCAUGUGUUGGCUCAAAAGGAAGACAUGACAAGCAGAGAUGGGCUAAAGAUCGUGGAAAGAUGUACAAGCUCAUACUUCAAAAGCUUCUACAGGGAAGCUUCGACGCCAAAAGUGCCUCACGAAUUACUUGAAAGCCUUUGGGAGCAAAUUCUGGAGCGACCAAAUGAUGAAAUUUCAAAACUAAUAACGAAGCCUUCAGUAAUACUUUUCGAUGCUGCAAUGUCGGGAAAUGUAGAGUUUUUAGCUGUACUUCUUCGCAAGUAUCCUGAUCUAUUAUGGGAAGUUGAUGAAAAAGGUAGAAGUGUAUUUCAUGUCGCAGUUGUGCAUCGGCAAGAACAUAUAUUUAAUUUGAUAUAUAACAUAGGAACCAUGAAAGAUUACAUAGUAGGAAAUGAUGACAAGGAUGGUAACAACAUGUUCCACUUAGCUGGAAUGUUGCCACAUGUCGAAAGACUUGGAGCACCACGUGCAAAUCUUCAGAUGCAACGAGAGCUAUUGUGGUUUAAGGAAGUGGAAAAGAUUGUUCGACCUUCGCAGAGGUAUAUGAAAAAUUCAGAAGGGAAGACACCAAGAGAAAUAUUCAUUGAGACACAUGAACGUUUACUUAAAGGUGGGAAAGAAGACAUGAAGGAGACAUCCAAUUCAUGCAUGCUUGUAGCAACUCUCAUUUCUACCGUGGUGUUUGCUGCAGCCCUCACUGUACCUGGUGCCAGCAGUAAUAUAACAAACACUCCAUUUUUCAGUAAAGACCAGUGGUUUAUGAUUUUUAUCCUCUCAAAUGCAGUCUCACUCUUCACUUCGGCAGCUUCAAUAGUCUUGCUGCUCUCCCUUCUUACUUCAAGCUACUCAGAAAGUGAGUUUGUCACGUCAUUGCAUGCAAGGUUGAUGUUCGGGCUCCCAACACUCUUCUUUGCCAUAACAACCAUGGUCUUGGCCUUUAUUGCUGCCAUCUUUCUAAUCUUUGACUACAAAUUUGUUUGGGUUCCAUAUCUUCUUGCCUCACUAGCCAGUGCCCCUGUGAUUUUGUUUAUUGUGUUACAUUUUAAUCUUUGGGCUGACCUGAUCCGCUCCUACUACUGGUCAAAGUUUUUAUUCCAGCGGAGCAAGUACAAAAUUUUCUAG